AUAGGCUCCGCCCACUGUGGCCACGCCCCCGCGCGCCCCCGGUAGGCCCCGCAGGCGCGGCGCGGCGCGGCCCGGCCCGGCCCGGCCAUGCUGGCCAAGAGGAAGCCGGUGCUGCCCGCCCUCAACAUCGCCCCCAGCGCCGCCGAGGGGCCGAGUCCCGACGGCUCCGCAGAGGCAAACCUGGUGGACCUUCAGAAGAAGCUCGAGGAAUUGGAGCUGGACGAGCAGCAGAAGAAGCGCCUGGAAGCUUUCCUCACGCAGAAAGCCAAAGUGGGCGAGCUGAAGGACGAUGACUUUGAGAGGAUCUCUGAACUGGGGGCUGGCAAUGGCGGUGUGGUCACCAAAGUGCAGCACAAACCCUCAGGGCUCAUUAUGGCACGGAAGCUGAUUCAUUUAGAAAUCAAACCAGCCAUCAGGAACCAGAUCAUCCGAGAGCUGCAGGUGCUGCAUGAGUGCAAUUCCCCCUACAUCGUGGGUUUCUAUGGAGCCUUCUACAGCGACGGAGAGAUCUCCAUCUGCAUGGAGCACAUGGAUGGUGGCUCUUUGGAUCAAGUGUUGAAAGAAGCCAAAAGAAUUCCCGAGGAGAUCUUGGGGAAAGUCAGUAUAGCGGUUCUAAGAGGCUUGGCGUAUCUGAGAGAGAAGCACCAAAUCAUGCACAGAGAUGUGAAGCCUUCCAACAUCCUGGUUAACUCUCGAGGAGAGAUCAAGCUGUGUGAUUUCGGGGUCAGCGGUCAGCUCAUUGACUCCAUGGCAAACUCUUUUGUGGGAACUCGGUCCUACAUGUCUCCCGAGCGGUUGCAGGGCACCCACUACUCGGUCCAGUCCGACAUCUGGAGCAUGGGGCUGUCGUUAGUGGAGCUGUCUAUCGGAAGGUACCCAAUCCCCCCGCCAGACUCCAAGGAACUGGAAGCAAUAUUUGGCCGUCCCGUGGUGGACGGGGCAGAGGGAGACUCUCACAGCAUCUCGCCGCGGGCCAGGCCCCCAGGACGCCCCGUCAGUGGCCAUGGGAUGGACAACCGGCCUGCCAUGGCCAUCUUUGAACUGCUGGAUUAUAUAGUUAAUGAGCCGCCUCCCAAGCUGCCCAAUGGAGUUUUCACACAAGACUUCCAGGAGUUUGUAAAUAAAUGCUUAAUUAAAAACCCAGCAGAGCGGGCAGAUCUGAAGAUGCUGAUGAGUCACACCUUCAUCAAGCGCUCCGAGGUGGAGGAGGUGGAUUUCGCAGGCUGGCUGUGCCGAACGCUGCGGCUGAACCAGCCCAGCACUCCCACCCGUGCUGCCGUGUGAGGGGCAGCACAUCAGCCUCC
This is a messenger RNA of Neopsephotus bourkii (Bourke's parrot), 1304 nucleotides long. It is a transcript of the gene MAP2K2, whose product is annotated as mitogen-activated protein kinase kinase 2. The transcript is spliced from 11 exons. Lineage: Eukaryota; Metazoa; Chordata; Aves; Psittaciformes; Psittacidae. Gene Ontology annotation, molecular function: ATP binding; protein kinase activity. Gene Ontology annotation, biological process: protein phosphorylation. The coding region runs from base 88 to 1284 and encodes 398 amino acids. The record is from RefSeq and is a predicted model, not a curated record.